Molecule: messenger RNA, 921 nt
Organism: Fusarium vanettenii 77-13-4
Lineage: Eukaryota; Fungi; Ascomycota; Sordariomycetes; Hypocreales; Nectriaceae
Exons: 1
Coding region: 1-921 (306 amino acids)
Biological process (GO): DNA replication, removal of RNA primer
Molecular function (GO): RNA-DNA hybrid ribonuclease activity; nucleic acid binding
Source: RefSeq, a predicted model, not a curated record
AUGGACAACCCCAUUGAGCUCCCGGAUGGGCGUUUAGCCUGUGGACGUCACGGCUUGCCCGUUUGCGGAAUCUGCUGCGUCGAUUACACCUUCAUGGAUGACGAGGUCGAGGACCCAGACUUGCCCGGAGAACUUGACAUGCUUUCUGACCAAGGAGGCUCUGUGGUCCACACUCAGGAUCGCCCGGGUCGAGGAUACUUUCGCCGGACUGACCCGGUCAUCGAUUGCGAAUCUCUUCCAGGGGGGGAGGAGGGCUGCAUAAUAGGCAGAGGACGCGCCUACCCGUCUAAAUUCGUUCCGCCAUUAGUAGGAGAUCUGCCUAUCGAUCUAUUCCUAGCCGCCCUGGGCAGACGGGCAAGCCCGCACGUUUAUCGCUUCAUCCGUUACGAUAAUCCAAACGAAUUCCUUAUCUUUGUUGAUGGCGCCUGUCUCGACAGUGGUGGAGCCAACCCCAGAGCAGGCUGGGCCAUCUACUUCAAACCAAGAUCCGGCAACGAUUCAGGCAUGGUUUCCGGACGUCUUGAGCUCGUUGGCCCCUGGGGCGACUACCACGAACACACGAACAACCGUGCGGAGCUACGAGCCGUCCUAGCCGCCCUCCGUUUCCGCAACUGGCCGGGCGAGGGCUUUAACAAGCUGGUCAUUGCUACCCACUCAGAGUACGUUGCCAAAGGCGCCACCGAAUGGGUGUUGCGGUGGUUAUGGAAUGGGUGGAGGACCAGCAACCGAGAGGCAGUGAAGAACAGGGAUCUCUGGCAGGCGCUACUUGGGGAGUUUGAACGACUUGAGGAGCUCGGUUUGAAGGUUGAGUUUUGGAAGAUACCAAGAUCUGAGAAUCCCAUAGCGAAUCGCGUAGCAAAGCAAGCUGCCAAGGAAGAGGAGCUGCGGGAUUACUGUGACGUCAGGGGUGCACUUGUUUAG